Molecule: messenger RNA, 438 nt
Organism: Neoarthrinium moseri
Lineage: Eukaryota; Fungi; Ascomycota; Sordariomycetes; Amphisphaeriales; Apiosporaceae
Exons: 3
Coding region: 1-438 (145 amino acids)
Source: RefSeq, a predicted model, not a curated record
AUGAAGAACUCCGUUCAACUGCUCACUGUCCCCGUCUUGGCACUUGCUGCUCCGAUGCGCUCUGGCACGGAGAAUGGUGACAAGCUUCGCAUCCGAGAUGCCAGUAGUGUAACCUGCUCCAACAACUUCUUGGUCAAGGUCCCUUCCGUUCAGGCCCUUGCCGAUGACCUCAAGGCCCGACCUGCCGACGACGACUUCGACAUUGAUGCCAACGUGUGUCACCAGCUCGGUUGCAAGAACGGUGCGGUCUCGUGGCUGUGUAACCGAACCGAUAUGAACUCCGCGGCCAAGGCCAAUGGUCUCGGCGCCGCCAUCGACACCAUCAUCGGCAACUGUCAGGUGCCGGAUGGAUCAGGCAACAUGGUUGUGAGUGGCAGCGCGGACUACGAUGCUGGUGCCUACGGUAUCACUGUCUCGGUCACGGCCGGUCAAUGCUAA